AGAGCGGCGCUCAGUCCCGCCCUUCCCGCCCCGCCCUUCCCGCCAGGCGCUGAGGGGAUCCCGGGAGCGGCGGGAUGAGCACCAGGCAGGUCACCUGCAGGUAUUACUUGCAAGGGGUGUGCCGGGAGGGAAGCAAGUGUCACUUCUCGCACGACUUAUCUACAAGCAAAUCCUCCACCGUCUGCAAGUACUACCAGAAGGGACAGUGUGCCUACGGAACACGGUGCAGGUAUGACCACACCAGGCUCCCGGCGCCGGGGGCUGCGGCAGCCCCCGUCCCGCCCCCCGCCUCCCCGGCCCCCCGGCAGCCCCCCGAGCACGGCGGCCCCGGCACCACCCGCAGCAAGCUGCAGCAGCCCGGCCGCAGGGAGAAGAGGACGCUGGUGCUGAGGGACAGAAAUCUGUGCGGCUCCAGCGAGGAGAAGCAGAAGCCCGGUGCCCCGGGGGAGGUGCUGUGUUACAGCGACCAAAACGACAACCUGGAGAUGAAGCCCCAUUCCUACCUGGAAGCCAUCUGCAGCGGGCUGGAGGAGCCGGCGGGGGGCAGCUGGGGCGCCGAGGGGGAGCAGCUGUGUCCCUACGCGGCCGCCGGCGCCUGCCACUUCGGGGAGCGCUGCCUCUACCUCCACGGGGAGCUGUGUGAGAUCUGUGGGCUGCAGGUGCUCCACCCCUUCGACCCCGAGCAGAGGAAGGCCCACGAGAUGAUGUGCAUGGCCACCUUUGAGCACGACAUGGAGAAGGCCUUUGCCUUUCAGGCAAGUCAGGACAAAGUGUGCAGCAUCUGCAUGGAAGUGGUGUAUGAGAAGCCCUCGGCCUCCGAGAGGAGGUUUGGGAUCCUCUCCAACUGCAACCACACCUACUGCUUGUCGUGCAUCCGGCAGUGGAGAUGUGCCAAGCAGUUUGAGAACCCCAUCAUCAAGUCUUGCCCAGAGUGCCGUGUGAUAUCCGAGUUUGUCAUUCCCAGCGCCUACUGGGUAGAGGAGCAGGAGAAGAAGAACGAACUGAUUGAAGCGUUUAAGCAGGGGGUGGGGAAGAAACCCUGCAAGUACUUUGAACAAGGGAAAGGAACCUGCCCCUUUGGAGGGAAGUGUCUUUACCUUCAUGCUUAUCCAGACGGGACACGGGCUGAACCGGAAAAGCCACGGAAGCAGCUCAGCUCUGAGGGGACUGUGCGGUUCUUCAACUCUGUUCGUCUGUGGGACUUCAUUGAAGACAGAGAAAGCAGGACUGUGACCAGCACAGAUGACCAAGUAACAGAACUUGGAGAACUUUUCAUGCACCUUUCUGGGGCUGAUGAGGAUUCUGCUACUUCUCAAUAAAGAGAAGGAAGGUCCUGUCCCUGCAUAGCAAUCCAGCUAUUUAUUUAGUCACGCUUCUUCUUUCUACCACACAGUUAGGAUGAAUGUGCCCUGUGGUUUCCUUGUGCAGUCCUGGUCAAGUCUUCAGGUAGUUUUUGUAUGGCACCAAAAAUACUAAAAUAUAUUUUAAAAGUGAAAUUGAUUGCAUGGAGAAAAAAAAUCCCACAGUUCUAAGAGGGUUUUCUCCUUCUUAGGCCCAAGAUACACUGUUGUGUGAGUGGAGUGCUGGUGUAAAAACAGCUCCUCUCUUACCAUUUUAAAGCUUCAGCUGUUAAAAACUGUUGCUAAAUCUAUUUUGGGUGGGGUUUUUUUUCCCCAUUGAAUCCACUAAAUGUGUAUCUACUGGGAAUAAUGGUCAGUGUAGCUUUUUUUUCCCCCUUAAAAAAAGAUUUAACAACUAAUGCAUUGUACCUCAAAGCAGUACCUAGAGUCCAGAGCCAAGUCCACUGUGUUCUCACAGUGUUUCAGCAGUGGGGCCUGGACCUUUCCUGGCUCUCACAGACUGUGCAGGUUCCUACCCUGGUUUUAAAAGGAUUGAAGCCACCAGUGGCAGGAGGUGUCCCUUGGAGAGCAGAUACACCUGCACCAAUACAUACUCAGGCAGAGCAAGACUGAAGUCACUAUCAAACUUACCACACCAACUGGAUUUUGGAUAAUAAGGAGUUAGUUUAAGGAGUCAUUGCAACAGCAACAGUGAAACUGCAACAAAAUUUAACUAGUUGAAAUGUAUUUAACUGGAAGGGAAACUUUGACUCAGGUUAAAUUAAGUAACCAAAAUGAAAUAACUAAAUAGUUUUCUUAUCUUAGGUCAGUGAUCUUAUAGUUUGCAACUCCACAACAUAAUGUCAGUUACAAAAGAACCCGUUUGGUUUAACUGCUGCUUGUCUUACCUGUGUGGCACUGGCCUCUCCCCUCUCCCUGGAGCUCUGACCCAGGCUCAGACCAGCCCCAAACAGGCAGAAGGUGAAUUGUUGCCCCUGUAAGUGACACUGAAGGGGCUGCUCUGCAGCAGGUGCCUCCACAGCCCUGACAGCAGCUCCUGCACCUCCAGCAGCUCUUCAGGAGGUCUCUGGCUCCAGCUGCCCCUGUUUCAGAUGGACACCAGUGGUCAAGGUCCAGGAGGGGUGAGCAUUCAUGGAAUUAGAAUCACUGAGGUUGAAGAAGACCUUUUAGAUCAUUGUACCCAUCAUGACAUUGUGAAUUAAUUUUACUUUUGUUAAAACUUGAAUUAUGUUUGUGUUGCAAAAGGCUUGAGCAAAAGAAAUUUGCAGUUUGGUAAAGAAAUGAAUUCUGCUAAAUCCUUUGGAUUAACUUUGCAGUUAAGCCAAAAAUUCAGUCUGGACACAACUGAGUUGUCUGCUGAGUAACAGGGUGUUAGGAUUUUGGGGUACAAGGAGGGUUUCCUCAAGCACAUUCCCUGUAUAGCCUUCAACUAAACAGAGGGACAAUUUACCUGAUGGCUUGAGGAGAAGACUGAGUACCCAUUAAAGGUCCCUCAUCUGCUUAAAGACUCGAGUGAAGCAUUUCAGAAAGCUUGACAGUUGAGACAACUGAACUUGCUUGUAUUGUGAAGCAAAGUAUGUUUAGAGACACUUGAGCAAACCCAUCAGUAAACAGGCCAUGCUGCCAUGGCUAAACAACUCAGAUCUGGGGCACUGUCAGAAAGGAACCUUAAUCUGGGCUUCAAACAUUUAUAAAUGGAACUAAAUUAGUGAUUCCAGGAUUAUCCACUUCAUCCCUUGGUUGGCAUUUCUGGGUUAAAACUGAAGCUGAGAAACAUUCUGGCUGGAAAUCCUGCAUUUCUCCCAUGGUUCCAGCCAAGAGGGAGACCUGCCCCCCUCCCCUGCCCAGCAGCUCCCUCACCCUGAGCAGGCACCUCCUGCUCUGACCUAGAAAGUGUCCCUGCUCUACAAUUACUUCCUCCCUAAAGAUAAUUUUAACAAGCUUUCCUGCUAAGUCAGUGUCUGUAACCACUGACUUGUCAGCUGCUCUGUGAACACACCACAGGAGACCCAGCUCUGGGGUCUCACUGGUGCAAUUCCUCAGCCCUAAUUACCAAGGUGAAAGAAAGAGUCACUAACAGAUGUAAGAACUCAGAGAUGAAUAUUGAAGAGCACCUGCCCAGACAACCUUUCUACCCCAAACCACUCCCACAGCCCUUCCCCUCCCCACUCAGCCUCUUUCAAGCUCAUCUUGCACAUUUUCUUUUCUUUUUUUCUAGAGAGAAAUAUUUUCAGUAAUAAAAAUAUACCAAAAAAGUCCAUGGAGAGGAUGUUCUUUACCUGAAAUGAGACAUUCCUGAUUUACUUCCCCCCAGGAAGACAGAAACCAGGUAACAGUAGCUGAAAUUAAAAAAAUAACUUGUUUUUCAAAGCUACCUAGAGAGAAGUUUUCAUUUAAGAGCACGAAGACUUAGAAACUCAGACCUUUGAAAGUCUUCACUUAGCAGCUUUCAUCUAAUUUGACAUCAAGUGCUGGUCAAAAUGAGCCUAUUUAUCAGAAAAUAUUUUAAUUUUUCAAGAGAGACAUAAUCUGUUUUAAAAAAUUAGACAUUAAUGGUUUCUUUUUGAAAAUUAGAGCUAAAGUAAAAGCAGCUUUUUUUUUUCUUUGGCCCUUUUCAUAUUAUAAUGAAGGUGAAAUGAGAGAGAAAUGAUGUUUUAAAGAGGGCUGCAGUUAAAAUACCAAUCGUGUUGUUUAAAAUCGUGUUCACUAUAUGGAACAGUUUCCUUCAACCCUCAGUUUUUAACAAGCAAAUGUUAUGGGUCGUGCUCAAUUAUCACCUAAGGAUUAAUACCUCAGUGUAGGGACCUUAAGUAGAUGCUGCUGAAAGAUUAUUACAGUAGAAUAAAAACCAUCUCAUAAUGGAAGUGAUUGGAAACCUGUACAUUGUCAUAUCAAGUGUGUUUUUACUUGAACUGCUAUUACCUUAUCCUAGUAACUAAAAAACAACAUCCAGAAUGUAAUUUUCUGCAUUUUUAAAAUCUAGAUGUACAUGUCAGAACUACUAUGACUACAUUAAAUGAUGACAUUGAAUCUUAAACCUAAAA
Messenger RNA from Apus apus (common swift), 4405 nucleotides. RefSeq names its product makorin ring finger protein 2 (gene MKRN2). Gene Ontology annotation, biological process: protein polyubiquitination. Gene Ontology annotation, molecular function: ubiquitin protein ligase activity; metal ion binding. NCBI's taxonomy places the organism in Eukaryota, Metazoa, Chordata, Aves, Apodiformes, Apodidae. Bases 75 to 1319 code for a protein of 414 amino acids. The record is from RefSeq and is a predicted model, not a curated record. The transcript has 8 exons.